Tigriopus californicus is the source of this 1836-nucleotide messenger RNA. It is a transcript of the gene Not11, whose product is annotated as CCR4-NOT transcription complex subunit 11-like. Lineage: Eukaryota; Metazoa; Arthropoda; Copepoda; Harpacticoida; Harpacticidae. Gene Ontology annotation, cellular component: CCR4-NOT complex. The transcript has a single exon. The coding region runs from base 119 to 1720 and encodes 533 amino acids. Gene Ontology annotation, biological process: negative regulation of translation; mRNA catabolic process. The record is from RefSeq and is a predicted model, not a curated record.
UAUUUGGAGGCACUUCCGUCGACGGAAGUUGUUAGGGUUGUGUAGGUUGUACGAGGCUCACAGUUCUCGUGUGCCAAACUUUCCCAUCUUUUAAAGUGGGGAUUUGAACGAUCCCAUCAUGCCCUUCCCCGCCCCGCCCACCACCAAAAGCUCCGUGGCCACGCCUACUGCUGGCUCACCGGCCCCCAGUGGCGCUCCUGGCCCCGAAAGUCAGGAUUUGCCCACGCCUUUAACGCCCGAUCAGUUGGUUCUGUUGCUCGAUAUCAUGGAUCGUCCCCUGCUCGAAUCCACGCCCUUUGAAGACCUACCGGCCAUAUUUUUGAAACAUUUCCCUUCCAAUCACUUCGACGUGGGCCUGGGCCUAUGGCAUAUCCUGGAACAGGCGGAAAUAUGCCUACCUGGCCCUGGACAACGCUUGUCCGCCUUCCUCUUUCUGUAUCACACUUGCAUGAACGACCCGCAUCUGUUGCCUUUCACGGACAUUUUUGUCCAUUAUCUUCAUUGGGUGACCGAUGAGACCAAUGUCCAGUCCGGGAUGGACACUCUUCAAGCCGUGGGCCUGCCUUUGUCGACCGUAGAGCGUCAGUUUCUAACGCUAUUGGUGGCCGGUCGAUUAUGCGGACCAGGCGCAGCCGUGCCACCUGAAUGGGCACGCCAGACCUUGUGCGUCAUCGGCGUAUCGCAGCCCUUGACCAAUGUGCAGCCGGUGGACGUGAGCCAUCUGUCGGUUAACGCCUUAGAGCGGCGCACGCGGCUUCAGCCUUCAGAGAUGCCGGGCGUGCCAGUUAUGGUUGGCCUGACCAACGAGGCCCUGUUCACGCGACCCGAGGGCAAGGUCGAUGCGCAGCAUGUGUUGCGUCAAGCGGCGCAGGCCGGUCCCGAUGGCCUGCCCUUGUUUCAGCAUCGCUUUCGACCCGAGUUCUUCUGCCCGGUUCCGCCCCUGUAUGUGGAAGAGGACGAGGUUCAUUGGUUGAACCCGUACUCGACCGCCGGGCUGGAACCAAUGAUUGACCGCUCGUUGAGCCAGAGUGGCGCCACCUCGGCUCAAGAGGCUCAACGACUAUUGGCCAAAGCUUUUAAAGAGCCCUUGUCGCUGUCCCAGUUGAGCAAGCUCAAGUCUGAACUGGAACGGGAUGCGGGCUCGAUCUUGUUGUCGCAGAGCCAAUUUGCUCCGGCUCAACUUCCGGGUCUGGUGGAGAACAACCCUCUGAUCGCGAUUGAAGUGUUGCUCAGUCUCAUGGACUCGGCCCUGAUCACGGAUUACUUCACUGUCCUCGUCAACAUGGAAAUGAGCUUACACUCCAUGGAGGUUGUUAAUCGCCUGACCACGGCCGUGGAAUUGCCCUACGAGUUCGUGCACCUCUACAUCUCCAACUGCAUCAUGACGUGCGAGACCAUCAAGGAUAAGUACAUGCAGAACCGAUUGGUUCGAUUGCUGUGCGUUUUCUUGCAAUCGCUCAUCCGCAACAAGAUUAUCAACGUCCAGGAAUUGUUCAUUGAGGUCCAAGCGUUUUGCAUCGAGUUCAGUCGAAUUCGCGAGGCCGCGGCCUUAUUCCGACUCCUCAAACAGCUUGAGGAUGGUGAGAUGCCCGCCUCCGAGAUCCCGGCUAGCGGUUCUCCGCCUACCACCACCCCGGCCAUCGCAACCUCGCCCUCGGGUGGAUCUGCAGCCAAUGCCAACCCUAGCAGCGUCACCGAUACCAGCAAAUCUCCCAAGUGACACCUCGGAACAAGCGCGUGUUUGUCAGAACCAAGUAUUUGAAACAGUUGACUAAUAGGCAUCAUCUGUACGCACAUUAACAAUUGGCCAAUAAAAACAAGAUUGAUGGAAGCUUG